Rotaria socialis is the source of this 657-nucleotide messenger RNA. NCBI's taxonomy places the organism in Eukaryota, Metazoa, Rotifera, Eurotatoria, Philodinida, Philodinidae. The record is from the annotation of a GenBank genome assembly.
AUGUGCAAUUCCUCAUAUUUUGUUUUAAUCUUCAGUCUUUCUCAAUUAGUUUCUUUAUCAUAUUCACUUUAUUUUCACAUUGGUGAAGCAGAACGAAAAUGUUUCCUGGAAGAAAUACCUGAUGAUACCUUAGUUAUUGGAAAAUAUAAAGUUGAAUUAUAUGAUGAAAAUUCAGGCGCAUACCGUCCAUCAACACCUGGUAUUGGUAUGCAUGUCGAAGUUAAAGACCCUGACGAUAAAAUAAUUUUAUCCAAAUUAUAUACAAGCGAAGGACGUUUUACAUUUACGUCACAUAUACCUGGAGAACAUAUUAUUUGUCUAUAUUCAAAUUCAAGCUCUUGGUUUGGCAAACAGAAAUUACGUGUUCAUCUUGAUAUUGAUAUUGGCGAACAUGCAAUUGAUUAUCAACAAGUUGGUGCUCGUGAAAAGCUCACAGAACUUCAACUGCGUGUUAGACAAUUAUUAGAUCAAGUAUCACAAAUAACGAAAGAACAAAAUUAUCAACGUUAUCGUGAAGAACGUUUUCGUACUCUGAGUGAAACAACAAAUCAACGUGUAUUAUGGUGGUCACUUGCUCAAUUGGUUAUUUUAGUCAUCGCAGGAUUUUGGCAAAUGCGUCAUCUCAGAGGAUUUUUUGAAGCUAAAAAGCUUGUUUAA